Talaromyces rugulosus is the source of this 2847-nucleotide messenger RNA. RefSeq lists its product as uncharacterized. NCBI's taxonomy places the organism in Eukaryota, Fungi, Ascomycota, Eurotiomycetes, Eurotiales, Trichocomaceae. Bases 1 to 2847 code for a protein of 948 amino acids. The record is from RefSeq and is a predicted model, not a curated record. The transcript is spliced from 5 exons.
AUGUCCCGGUUCAACGUGAAGUAUCUGAGUGACGAGCUGGUGGAACAAUUCUUCUGCGCUCUCUUAGAGCAACGCAGUCUCGUCUACUUGAUUAUUGAUGGGCUUGACGAGUGCCAAAAUGAGAAGAACAUGCGAGAAACAUUGUUCUACGUCGCAACUGCACCACGUCGUGGCAUGCCGGAUUUCAAUCUGAAGUUGAAUGAGAUUGGUGACUCGUCGCCAAUCGACUUCAGUGAUAUUGACGACCGGGUUAGAUCCUGCGAUGGGAGCUUCGUCUACGCAAAAUUCCUGAUGGAUACUCUGGGUGGUGAAGGUAUCACCUGUUACGCUGAUAUUCCGAAAGUUUUGCAUGAAUUUCCACAAAGUCUCAAUGGAUAUUUCGUCCGCACUUUGCUAAAAUUAUGCGAGAAAUCGAAGAUAGAGCGAAGUCUCGUGAGACGUACCUUUAUGUUUCUCAUCGGUAGCAUCCAAUCAAUUACAUGGAGGGAGCUUCUCAAUGCCCUUGCUAUUGAGCACGGUGCGACCCAUCAUUGUAGAUACCAUGUUACGUCUAUACAAAAGAUAAAGGAGUUGUGUGGGUCCUUCGUUGUAUCCGAUCGAUCUUCCGAAGAUGAGACUUGCUGCAAGGUCAAGCUGUUCCACAAAACACUCUACGACUUUUUCCUUCAGGAUAUGGAAGACUUGCCGAUCAAUACGAGCAUUGGACAAUCUGAACCGAACAAGAUUGCGUAUUUGCGAGAAUUUUUUGUCAAUCCCACUGACGCCUCGUUGGAAAUCGGCCUCGACUGUCUAUGGUUCCUCAGAUAUGACCGCUAUAAGUCCGUUUCAAAUAUUAAGGCGCUCUUGGAUGCAAAUGAUGAGCGCGAUGCAUUCCUCAAAUAUGCAGCAACAUUCUGGUUUCAACACCUUUACGACACUUCCCCUUCCAAAGAGCUCUUUAGAGAUGUCUGCGCCUUUUUAGUGAGCUCGAACUUUUGGACGUCUGUAGGAAUACAGACCUACACUGCUCCCCAUCUUUUCUGUAGGUGCAAAGAAAAUUCGGGAUAUUUUAAAAUGUGUCUCGACGAUCCCACAAUAAGCGAAGAUGAUGGCUUGGGAGUACCUUUACCUAAAUGGCUUCGUGGAAGUCUAGUUGGGGAGAAACUUGACCAGGACUUCUGCUCCUUCUUAAGUGACUGGCAUAAAGUUCUUGCUAUUUAUCCCGGCGUUCUGGAUCAAUGUGUUUCCCUCAACAAGAUGAAGUCACAUCUUGGAGCUCAUCCUGUCCAGUCAGACGGCAUUCGAGUUUUCAAUGUUGGUGUAAAAUCAAAUAUCGGAGAAAUAUCCGAUAUCUGGACAAAUCCACCACUCUUUUAUAAGAAUGGACUGCAUGUUGAACUUCUGUGCAGUUACCGGAUGGGACUACUUGAAGAGGCGACACAACAAAAAUUUUACUAUUAUAGAAUUCCUAUCUUCUCUAAGAGGAAUCCGAUUGAACAACAUUUUGAGUUAGCGUUGCAAAGGUCUCCCCUUUGCAGGAAAGGGAUGUCGGUUUGUUAUCGCACCAAGGAUUCCAAAAUUGAAAUGUGGAAUCUUGAUGAGUUUUUGUUGCGCCUCGAGCAGAUAGUUGACGGGUGUAGCAAUGUGUCUGAGGCUCCAACUCAGUGGCCAAAGAGUUCACUGAAAGCUCCCUGGAGAGUAGCAUGGAAGGAUAAUGUGGUAACCUUUCACAGAAAUGUGUCUCUCUUUCAUUUGUUCCGGGGACAUCAGAACACCGAUGAAGAUGACAAAUUCGAUCGUGAUUUAGACGAUGGUUCUGAUAAAUUCUCUAGCGAUGACGAAAAUGACAGCUCAGAUUCAGACUUGGGUUACUAUUCGUAUGGAAAUGAGAACUCUGAUGUGGAGACAGCAUCUAAUUUCAGCUAUGACAACAGAGAGGAUAACCAAUAUUCUAGUUGGAAAGCAGCAACUGCAGGCACUCGUUUAGUGGGGGAAUCAAUUCCACCUCUAUGGGCUUUGUUCGAUAAAUACACUCGGGAUAUUAGAGGAUUUUCAUAUACUUUCCAUCCUCAGUUUCCUAUCGUGAUUUGGAGCUAUCCGGGAGUACGCGCUCUCGUCCCCAGUUCUGUUUGCGAUAUAGACGGCUGGCGGAUCGAGCGCCUACCAGGCGAUUUGAAAUCUGAGCAUGCAUAUAUCUUAUUUCGACAACUACGUUUCUCUACUUGUGGAAAAUACCUCUACUGUUUGGAUACGUCCUUCAGGCUGCGACAUGAACAUAGCUGCCAGUUGACCCUUUCGACGUAUUCUUUCGCCUAUGGCCGAGACCCCGCUAGUUGGUUGAAGAGUUGCGGCCUUGCUCAACAAGUUACAUACAGAAUCACGGAACGCCUUGAGACACACCCGCUGAAUGAGACACUCACCUAUUGGGGCGAGGAUGAAUUGGUUGUCUCACUCCCACCACUAACUUGUAGACCAAAACUCAUCAAGUUCAGUUUAUACAAGGAGUCAUCGUCAGUGGUGGAGGCGCUAGGCCAAGUAGAAGGUAGCGCAGUCAUGAAGACGGUGCAGGUCUUGCGAGAACCAAUAUAUUUCCCUUCCUUCUCAGGGAGAGACCCAAGAUUGAUGUACCAAGCCGGAUCAUCGAAGGAUCACGAGCUGUUCUUGUAUCUCACUACGAAACCAUGGCCGAUGAGACAACCACGAGAUGGCGAGACAUCAGCGGCUCCCCCGGCACCUGUAGUAAUUCGCUGGAAGAUUUCUCGAGAGGGUGGAUGGAGGAUCUGGGAUGCUGAUAUCGAUGGGAAGGAAGAGGACUUAAAUCAAGAGAUGGACCUCUGUCCCUAUCAGAAGUGGUCUGGAUUGGACUAG